Molecule: messenger RNA, 1954 nt
Organism: Oryctolagus cuniculus (rabbit)
Lineage: Eukaryota; Metazoa; Chordata; Mammalia; Lagomorpha; Leporidae
Source: RefSeq, a predicted model, not a curated record
CUCUAGGCUGUUCCCUGUGGGAGUCAGGAAUAUCCCUGAGCACCGCUGUGUUGGAGCAGCAGCCGGUUCUGCGGCCCUGCUGCUGGGGGACCUGCCCCCUGCAAGCCUCAUGACCACGGCGUUCCAACCUGCACCACACGUGAGAGUCAGACCCACACGUGAGAGGCCGUCACUCCAGAAGCGCCGAGAAAGAAAAGAACCAGCAGUGCAUUCCUCACUCUGAAAAAUGUGCCACGGACAAAGUAUUUUCAUUCUGGUGACUCCAGGGAGCACAAUCAUCGUGGAGAAGACCGUGCAAGACCUCAUGAACCUGAUGCAUGACCUGAGCGCCUAUUCGGACCAGUUCCUCAACAUGGUGUGUGUGAAGCUCCAGGAAUACAAGGACACCUGCUCCGCAGCUUACAGGAGCAUUGUCCAGUCCGAAGAGAAGCUUGUCAUCAGUGCGUCUUGGGCAAAGGAUGAUGACAUCAGCAGACUCUUGAAAUCGCUACCCAACUGGAUUAACAUGGCCCAGCCCAAACAGCUGCGGCCGAAGAGAGAAGAGGAGGAAGAUUUCGUAAGGGCAGCCUUUGGCAAGGAGUCUGAAGUUCUCAUUGGGAACCUGGGUGAUAAACUCAUCCCUGCGCAGGACAUCCUCCGUGACGUCAGCGACCUCAAAGGCUUGGCCAACAUGCACGAAAGCCUGGAAUGGUUGGCAGGCCGAACCAAGUCCGCUUUCUCCAACCUUUCUGCAUCCCAGAUACUUUCUCCUGCUCAGGAGAGCCACGUGAACAUGGACCUCCCCCCAAUGUCAGAGCAGAUCAUGCAGACCCUGAGCGAACUCGCCAAAUCGUUCCAGGAUAUGGCCGACCGCUGCCUGCUCGUCUUGCACCUGGAAGUGAGGGUUCACUGCUUCCACUAUCUCAUCCCUCUGGCAAAAGAGGGGAACUAUGCCAUUGUCGCCAACGUGGAAAGUAUGGAUUAUGACCCCCUGGUGGUGAAACUGAACAAAGACAUCAGCGCCAUCGAGGAGGCCAUGAGCGCGAGCCUGCAGCAGCACAAGUUCCAGUACAUCUUCGAAGGCCUGGGACACCUGAUUUCCUGCAUCCUUAUCAACGGUGCCCAGUACUUCAGGCGCAUCAGUGAGUCUGGCAUCAAGAAAAUGUGCAGGAACAUCUUUGUUCUUCAGCAGAAUUUGACCAACAUCACCAUGUCCCGGGAGGCAGACCUGGACUUCGCGAGGCAGUACUAUGAGAUGCUGUACAACACGGCCGACGAGCUGCUGAACCUGGUGGUGGACCAGGGCGUCAAGUACACGGAGCUCGAGUACAUCCACGCUCUGACCCUGCUGCACCGCAGCCAGACGGGCGUGGGCGACCAGACCACCCAGAACAUGAGGCUGCAGCGGCUCAAGGAGAUCAUCUGCGAGCAGGCCGCCAUCAAGCAAGCCACCAAGGACAAGAAGAUCACCACCGUCUGAUGGGGCGCGUGGCGGGGGUGGGGGGCGGCCGGGGUUCUCUCUGGUUUGCUCAGCCCUGACUUGUUUCUCUGGCAUGUUGCUUGGCAUAUUCUGAGCCGACUUAGUUUUCCCCCACUGAUGCUUUAUGAACAAGGUGUGAGGGUAUGUGUCCUUUAGUUCUGGCUUCCCGUAGGAACCCUGUAGGAUGUGUUGACCUGACAGUUACUUCAAUGCGGUCCAUUCCAAGAGGCCUGGAGUGGCCCAAGUAGGAGGGCUGUGUCCAGUUGGUGGGCUCUGCCAUGGAUCAAUUACAAAACUCCUGUUUUGUUUAUUGCCCAGCAUAGCUAAGAUUCCAGCCUUGGAAAUCAGACUAAGUUUGUCUCUUCCUAAAACCAUUUACUAGCUUUCUGUUACAUAAAUGUAAUCCCUUAACCUUGUCAGUUUACAAGUCAAUGAAAUAAAUAUGUGUAUUGCUUUCCACCUCUUGCCAAAAUCAAAUAAAUGACUUCAAGUAAA